AUGUUUCUGUCCAUCGGGGCCUCCAAUGGCUCCAGUCCCCAGGUCGCCGAGUUCAUCCUAAUGGGUUUCCCGGGCAUUCACAGCUGGCAGCACUGGCUGUCCCUCCCCUUGGCCUUGCUCUAUCUCUCAGCCCUUGUGGCCAAUGUCAUGAUCCUGCUCACCAUCUGGAAGGAAACAGUUCUGCACCAGCCGAUGUUCUAUUUCCUGGCUGUCCUGGCCCUGGUGGACAUGGGUCUGAGCACCACCAUCAUGCCCAGGAUCCUGGCCAUGCUCUGGUUCAAUGCCCACACCAUCAGCCUCCCAGAAUGCUUCAUUCAGAUUUAUGCUAUUCAUAUCUUUGUGGGGCUGGAGUCGGGCAUUUUUCUUUGCAUGGCAAUUGACAGGUAUGUGGCUAUCUGUCACCCCCUCCGCUACCCCUCUAUCAUCACAGAAGGCUUUGUCCUCAAGAUCACCCUGUUCAUGGUGUUCAGAAAUGGUCUCCUAGUUGUCCCGGUUCCUGUCUUGGCCUCAGAUCGUAUUUACUGCUCCAGGAAUGAGAUUGACCACUGUCUGUGCUCCAACCUGGGUGUCACCAGCUUGGCGUGUGAUGACAGGAAGGCCAACAGCAUUUUUCAGCUCUCUGUGGCUUGGAUCCUGAUGGGCAGUGACGUGGGUCUCAUCAUUCUCUCCUAUGCCUUGAUCCUGCGGGCGGUGCUGAAGUUGCACUCGGCCGAAGCCGCCUCCAAAGCCCUGAGCACCUGCAGUUCCCACAUCAUCCUCAUCCUCUUCUUCUAUACAGUGAUCGUGGUCAUGUCUAUUACCCAUAGUACAAAGGGGAAGGUGCCCCUCAUUCCUGUCCUUCUCAAUGUCCUGCACAAUGUCAUCCCCCCAGCCCUCAACCCCAUAGUGUACGCCCUGAGGACCCAGGAGAUCAAUGUGGGUAUCUUGAAGCUGAUCAGGUUGACUGAAACCUUCCCAGCCCAGAAAGUCAUCUCCAAUUCUUUAGGGUUGAAACAGAAGUUAGGACCUCAAUCAACUAUCAUCCCAACCUGGAUGGUGUGGAAGCUGUAUGUGGAACUGGGGUUCACCACACCUGGUGCACUGAGAAAAAGGGACUUGAAUUUCAAUGCUGUAGGAACCACUGAUGUGAUGUGA
This is a messenger RNA of Ornithorhynchus anatinus (platypus), 1134 nucleotides long. RefSeq names its product putative olfactory receptor 56B2. The transcript has 3 exons. The record is from RefSeq and is a predicted model, not a curated record. Gene Ontology annotation, cellular component: membrane. NCBI's taxonomy places the organism in Eukaryota, Metazoa, Chordata, Mammalia, Monotremata, Ornithorhynchidae. The coding region runs from base 1 to 1134 and encodes 377 amino acids. Gene Ontology annotation, biological process: G protein-coupled receptor signaling pathway. Gene Ontology annotation, molecular function: G protein-coupled receptor activity; olfactory receptor activity.